AUGGAUUUACAACACUGCAUAUAUAACACAGAAAAACUAUUUGCCACAAGAAGAUAUACUGAAGGAGAAGAUAUUUUUGAAACUGAUGAGUUGGACGAUAAAGAUGACAAAGAGUAUAAAGAUGACAAAGAGUAUGAAGAUGACAAAGGGUAUAAAGAUGACAAAGGGUAUAAAGAUGACAAAGGGUAUAAAGAUGACAAAGGGUAUAAAGAUGACAAAGGGUAUAAAGAUGACAAAGGGUAUAAAGAUGACAAAGGGUAUGAAGAUGACAAAGGGUAUGAAGAUGACAAAGGAUAUGAAGAUGACAAAGGGUAUGAAGAUGACAAAGGGUAUGAAGAUGACAAAGGGUAUGAAGAUGACAAAGGGUAUGAAGAUGACAAAGGGUAUGAAGAUGACAAAGGGUAUGAAGAUGACAAAGGGUAUGAAGAUGACAAAGGGUAUGAAGAUGACAAAGGGUAUGAAGAUGACAAAGGGUAUGAAGAUGACAAAGGGUAUGAAGAUGACAAAGGGUAUGAAGAUGACAAAGGGUAUGAAGAUGACAAAGGGUAUGAAGAUGACAAAGGGUAUGAAGAUGACAAAGGGUAUGAAGAUGACAAAGGGUAUGAAGAUGACAAAGGGUAUGAAGAUGACAAAGGGUAUGAAGAUGACAAAGGGUAUGAAGAUGACAAAGGGUAUGAAGAUGACAAAGGGUAUGAAGAUGACAAAGAGUAUGAAGAUGACAAAGAGUAUGAAGAUGACAAAGAGUAUGAAGAUGACAAAGAGUAUGAAGAUGACAAAGAGUAUGAAGAUGACAAAGAGUAUGAAGAUGACAAAGAGUAUGAAGAUGACAAAGAGUAUGAAGAUGACAAAGAGUAUGAAGACGACACGUAA
Messenger RNA from Schistocerca serialis cubense, 870 nucleotides. RefSeq names its product aspartic and glutamic acid-rich protein-like. The record is from RefSeq and is a predicted model, not a curated record. NCBI's taxonomy places the organism in Eukaryota, Metazoa, Arthropoda, Insecta, Orthoptera, Acrididae. The transcript has 2 exons. The coding region runs from base 1 to 870 and encodes 289 amino acids.